UUUCGCGCAAUAUUUCUAAAUGUUUCCAAACGUGACACCCGUGUUCCAAACCUAUCACCAUUCUUGCAAACGUUCGCAGCGGAUUCGUUGAUUUUCAGCGGAUAUACGACGAUGGUGGUGCAGUCAAGAUGGCGUUCGCCGAGCGGAAUACGCUGUCGGGUUGGAGCGCGUGAGAAAAAAAAUGCCGCGGGGUGCCGUGACGACCACCGACGCUUCGCGCGGAAUACUCGCGUGAGGAGCGAGGAUCGAUUCUCCGGAGUUAGCUCGAAAGUGAGUGCACGCGUCCACCGAGGCAUUUGACAUUAACCUAAGUGUACGUGGUACGCGAUUGUGGUGCGGUGCGGUGUAGCGCGGUGCGGUGUAGCAAGGUGAGGUGAGGUGCGAUACAGCGCGCUGCAGCCACGACGCGCAAUCAGAGAUUUCUCUUCGGUUGUUUCUGACGUGGACCGAGUUUGCUUGGCGCGAGGAAACGACAUCACAACAUUGUUCAGCUACGAAAAACGCAAAAGAUCAAACACGACGACCGGCCAUGGCGUCUGUCGUGCGCGCGUGAUCGCCGAUCAGACGGCCGAUCAAGAAGGCUAGAGAGCGAGAGAGAGAGAGAGAGAAGAACGCCGGGACGCGUUUACGACGACGGUGAUAAGGGACGACGUCAACUAUCAGACUUUGUCGCAUAAACAACGACAUAAACAAACGUUUUGGUCUAUCCUUUUAUCCUUCUUCCUCAAUCCUUCCUACUGUUGUACUCCACGUUUAACAAUUAUCAUCAUCACUGUAAAUUAUUUUGAACAGUAUAUGCAGAUAGUAUACAAACGGAAUGCUCUGGUUAUUGAGCUUAUCUGCACAAGAUUCUGCAUUUAGAUUGAGCCUACUGUUCAAUAAACCAUGUGAUCAAUCACUUUUUGGUAGGAAGUUAUGAGAAGACAUUCUAUUGAAUAUAGGAAGUUGAAAGGAAACAUAUUGAAUGACGAUUCAGCAAUGUAAAUGCUAAGUGAAUAGAUGCUACUGGUGCGUUUAAAAGCGUCGAGACAUUCCAUGAGGAUCAUACAUCAAUAAAGAACACGUGAUUUAAUGGACAGUGCGCACCAUGUCUAACAGUCUGGAUAGCUUUCUGACACGCAUUGGGGAUGUCACAAUUGAACGUGUGACUCCUCGUGGUGGUCCCAAGUCCAGUGAAACAAAUAUGAUGUCGAAUGAGAUUGGGACAAAUGCAAAUUUGAACGCCGAAUCACAGGUGACUAAUGAUGAGAGUUCGGAUGAGUCAAGUGGCGAAACGACAGAUGGAGAGCAAGAGAAGAAAAUCGAUGCUUUGCAGUCUGAAGAGAUAGAAGAGAUACGUUCUGAGGGUUCAGGAGAUGAUAUGGAUUUAGAUGAGACAAUUGAUUCACAGAUUGGUGUGAGAGUAGAAUCAGAAAGGCAACAGCAUCCAUCUCAAGAAGAGGAUGACGAAGAACAAGUUAAUAUUCUAGACACUUUACCACUGGAAGGAGCGCCCAUAGAAGGCCAAGAAGUGUCCGAAGCUGACUUACUAGGGAAGCCGAUAUCGAAAGAUUCGGAAGAUGAGGAAAGUAUGGAUAAUGAAAACGAGAAGGCGGAUGAACAGUCUGCGGGAGAGGGAAGCACUGAUAGUAACAAGAGACAUGCUGAUUCUGAGCAUCCUGAUAGCGCGAAGAAAAAAGCGAAGAAAGAGGAUGGCACUAGCGAGAGCAGCACAUCGGAGUGCGAGCUAAAGUCGGAAAAGAAGCUGGCCAACAUGCGAAGGAAUAUUCGGGAGGUGAUGGAUGAGACGCAACUGGACGAGGCUACAUUGUCCGCCCAGAGGCAGGAAAUGGAGCGCCUCAGGCGAGUGCAGGAGCAACAGAGGAUUAUCCGCGAGGUGCAGCGUCAGAUAGCAAUCAACCGACAGAAUAAUAAGGCGCAGACACGCGUUAUUAGUCUCUUGCAGGGCAAGCAAAACCAAGCUGGCACUACGAUUUCACAGUCGUCUUCCCCGUCAUCGUCGAUGCCGUCGUCGACGAUGUCAUCUGCCCAAGUUCGUUUGCCAAAUACUGUGCUCCUGAAGGUGAACUCUGGUUCAGGUACUGGUGCUCAGACCACUCAGACAACCGGUGGGAUGCAAGCGGGGCAGAUACAGAGGAGAUCGGUGGAAGGUGCGAUGCGUUGGCAGAAAGGCAGAGGUGGUUACCAGGGAGCGCAGACAUCCAUCUCGCGUAUUCCAAAUCGCUCGAGCGCGCCCAAUAUGCUGCAGCAUGCUGCCAAGUUUCGUAUGAUGACACCAUCCGUAAGCAUAUCUCCGGUAAUGCCUAAAAAAGAACCGAUAGACCGAGUGGAAUACUAUUCCGAUUCCGAGAUGUCCGACUUGGAAACUGAAGAUAUUGCAUUGCGUAACGAGAAGCAGGUGCUCAUGCCGCGAAAGACGCCCAGCGUAUCCAAGUAUCAGAGGUCGCCUAAGGGCAAGGACGUGGUAACGAUAUCCAGCUCGAGCGAGAGCUCGGACGACGACUGUAUAGUCCUGAGCGAUCACAGUGGCGAGGAGGAGACCGACAACGAGGACGAUCCAUCCAAUUCUGGUAUGCACACCAAUGAUCGAUACAACAUUCCAGACGAGCACGGUCGGGUGUUAAUCAAUGUAGGUCAUCCUGAGACCGAGCCGGACGUGUUUCUAGCGCCGCAGGUAGCCCGCAUUAUCAAGCCGCAUCAAAUCGGCGGGAUACGCUUCCUUUUCGACAACAUUAUCGAAACCAUCGAGAGGUACGAUACCAGCAGCGGCUUCGGCUGCAUCCUUGCCCACAGUAUGGGCUUGGGGAAGACUCUUCAGGUUGCCAGCUUCUGUGACGUUUUUUUUCGAUGUACCACUGCCAAAACCGUUCUUUGCAUCAUGCCUAUAAACACGCUCCAGAACUGGUUGGCGGAAUUUAACAUGUGGUUGCCGUAUGAAGAUUCUGCUACUAUCGCCGAGAAGCAAUCUAAAGCUACAAAUGUCAAGGUGGAGCCCGGAAUGGAUAUGAAGCACGAGAUAAAGGAGGAGGGCAGUCAGAGCGACAUAUCUAAUAUGUCGCGGCCUAUCAGCACAGAAUCCGCACAUCGUUUUGGUCAGGAAAACGCGGGAGCCGCGACAUUCGUGUCGCAACAAUCAAUGAAUGUCAUGUCAGACAAUUCCUAUGCAAAUUCUCAUCAUGGCUAUGAGGCGCGCGGCAUGAUGGGUUACAUGCACGAUCCUACUAUGAUGAACAAAAAUAUGGCCGAAUCGCACGCGCCGCAUAUGCCGCCGAAUUAUCAUCAGAGCGAAAUAUCGCAGAAUCCGUUGUACAGCGCGAAUCCGAAUCCGCUUUCCAACUUCCCCGACUCGACGAUGAAACUGGAUUCGGUCAACUGUCACAGCAUGCCGACUGGACAAAACAUGACGCCGUCAAAAUUUAGCAUGGAGAAUCAGGUCACCGGCGUUAUGUAUCCCGGCAUGGAAAAUCGACUGCAAGGUGGUCCUAUGUAUGCCGACAUGGAGAAUCGAAAUGCCACGGCGAUAUAUCCACCUAUGAGCAAUCACCAUUCUCCGAUGUACCCGAAUUACGGCAACGCUUCGGGCACUUUUGCGAGUUACGGCAGUCAAACUAAUCGACAAGAAUCAGAACAUGAACCGAAAAAGGAAAAUAUGUUGCCAGGGACAACAAUGCCGUCUCAGAAUGCGGAGAUAAAUGUGAAGAAAGAGCCGGAGGAGAUGAUCAAGAAAGAAGAGAGCGCAAUGAAGCAGGAGUUAGUGGAGGAAAAGAAGGAGAAGGUGGAGAAAGUGAAAACACCGUACAGCGUGGAUGCGCCCGUCGGCAUGGAAGUACGCCCGAGGCAUUUCCGUCUGCACAUUCUGAACGAUUCACACAAAACUAUGACGGCGAGGGCGAAGGUAAUUCACGAGUGGCAGUCGACCGGCGGUGUACUAUUGAUAGGCUACGAAUUGUACAGACAGUUGUCUUUGAAGAAACCCAACAAAGCGAAACGGAAACGCGGUCAGCCCUUUAAAGACACUGUGGACGUAGAAGAGGAGGAUAAGAACAAAGGUUUGCUGGAUGAGAUGCAUGUGGCUUUGGUGAGCCCAGGCCCGGAUCUAGUUAUUUGCGACGAGGGUCAUCGGAUUAAAAACUCGCACGCUAGCAUCAGCAUGGCGUUGAAGCAAAUGCGCACAAAACGCAGGAUUGUGUUGACCGGCUAUCCACUGCAGAACAAUCUCCUGGAAUACUGGUGCAUGGUGGACUUCGUGAGGCCAAAUUAUUUGGGCACCAAGAGUGAGUUUUGCAACAUGUUUGAGAGACCGAUACAAAACGGCCAGUGUAUCGAUUCUACGCCGCAAGAUAUACGCUUAAUGCGUUACCGUGCUCACGUGUUGCACGCUCUAUUGGAAGGUUUUGUGCAGAGAAGAUCUCACUCUGUGUUACAAAUGUCCUUGCCGCGCAAAGAAGAGUACAUUCUUCUCGUUAGAAUGACGCCUCAUCAGCGCAAGCUGUACGAUACGUUCAUGAAUCAGGUGGUGAAAACACGCGCGGUACCGAACCCGUUGAAAGCAUUCGCUGUAUGUUGCAAAAUCUGGAAUCAUCCGGAUAUCCUGUAUCAUUUCCUUCGCAAACGUCAGGCAAACGAGGAGGAUGAUUUAGAUCUGGAGGAAACGAUUGGGGAGAAGUCCACGCCGGGUGGCAAGAGAUCUAAAGCGCGCCAGCCGAAGGGGGAAUCUAAGAAGGGCAAGAAGACAGGCACGACAAUCAAAAACAAACCUGCGGCUAGUGUACAACCGAAUGCUUCCUCGUCGUCUAGCAAUGAUAACACAGAAACCGAAAAUGCGCACAACACUUCAAAGCAAAAUAAUUAUACCAAUUAUCCAAUGCCGGUCUCCAAUUCCGGAUACUCUAAUUCCAUGCCACAGGGAUCCUCUUAUCCUCCUCACAGUUAUCAAAAUUACCGUCCGAACGAUCAAAACACAUACUAUAGGAAUGAUAAUAACAACCACGGGGAAUAUAAUCACGGAGAAUUCUAUAAUAAUCAAGGACAGCAGCGAUACAAUAACCAAUCGUUUCAAUCGUAUACUCAGACAUCGAGCUAUAAUACGUCGCAGGGAUACAACAAUCAAUCGCAGAAUUACAUGCAGUCGAAUGAGCAGUCCGCGAAUCAUCCUCAGAGGUAUAGCGGCGCGUCAGCUCCAUCUGAUUUCAGAUCGGAUCAAAAUCAAGGGAACAACUACGAAACAUCUGGUAUGUUUCCAAGGCAAAACUAUCCUUAUCAGGAUCAGCAGCGCAAUUAUACGCCGAAUUUAAAUCAAGGGCCUAGCAAUUAUCCUCAGCAAGUUUCUAACCAGCCCUCUUUUCAAACUCAAAUGCCGAAUCAGUCUGCGAAUAUGCCGAUGCAGGAUUACUCGUCGUACGCUGCGAAUCAAAAUCAAACCUACUCGCCAGCGUCAGCUCAGACAAAUCCGUAUCAACGAAAUGACGCGCAACCGCUGCAGAACUCGACGAUGGGAUAUCCCGCGCCUCAGCAGGGUCAGUCUCCAGCGACUCAAGCUCCGACCUCCGGUUACAUGCCGCCGCAGCAGAGUCAGAAUCCACCACCGGCACAAAAUCGAGGCUUCUCCCCGAAUCAACAGAAUCAGAACUUGAGUUUACAGAAUCAGUCUCACACAUAUGCCGGCCAGCAGUCUCAGAAUUUGCCUCUUCAAGGCCAACCGCACAGCUAUUCGACGCAGGUGAAUCCAACUCCAAAUCCCGCGCAAACUCCGCAUGUGUUUAAUCAACAAUCGGCGCCCAUACCGCAAGCUCAGUCUCACGGUUACAUGCAGUCGAAUCAGUCGAGUCAAGGGCCUAUGCAGCAAGGCACGAUGCGCUAUACUCCGACAUCGCAGACUCAAAUGAGCAUACCGCAAAACCAGCCCAGUUAUUCGACCAAUCAAUCCGCACAGAAUGUUAACGCACAGAAUCAGACGCAUAGAUAUCCUCCGGAUCAGCAAAGCCCAGCGACGAACCCGCAGAACGCAGUUCACGGAUACGGCCAUCACAUGGCGCCCCAAGUCGCAACUCCUAAUCAGUCGGCGCCUCCGUCUAACCAGACGCACUCUGGUUAUCCGUCGAAUCAUCCGGGCACAGGUGCGAUGCCGCAGACCCCCGCUCAUCGAUAUGGUGCCGCGCAGCAGACGCAAGUAGCUCAAAAUCAAUCUGUAGCAUAUUCAUCGAAUCAGCAGCAAUCCAAUUCGUCGUUAGGACAGAAUGAUCAAGUGUAUCCUAGGCCGGACGCUGCGGUGUCGCAGCAAGGUUACGCUCCAACCGCGAACGAAUUUUCCAACGAACGUACAAGUGCAAGUUCUGCGAGCAAUUCCGGCAAUAAUUACGCCGCAAGCAACCAACCGCAAACGCAGAAUCCGGUUAUGCCGAAUUAUCCGUCAGACAACUCGCAUCAGAAUCCAACGACGGUCGGACAGAUGAAGAGCACGGACGAUCCUUACUGGCAACGUAAUUAUCCGCAGGCGUUCCGACCAGAUCAGCAAUGUAACGAUUCAUACUACAGGGAUCAGAUCAAUCCCGGUGUGAAUCGUUAUCAGAAUAAUUACUUUCCUCCGCAGAAUUAUCCGAAUCAAUCGUACGAGUACGCAACCGGUCAUGGUUCAGACAUGAAUACGCGACCUGACGAGACGAAAGCAUCACAGCAGUCUGGUGGAUCGUGCGACAAGAGCAGCAAAGACAUGACAUCCAGCAUCGGUGUGCAGAGUCAACCGAUGCAUCAGAAUAAUAUCGCGGGCGCGCCGAACUACAACGCGGAUCCGAAUCGCCAGAAUUCGGCGACUUCUGCACCAAGACCGGGUCAAGGGAUUAAUUCGAUGCACAGUCCGCGGUUGAAUCAGGGUGAAUUGUCGAAGGAGGAUGAAAAAGAAAAAGAAGAUCAACUGGAGAAGGAUAAAGAAGAGAAAUCUGACGACGACGUUCUCACAAAAGACGAGGAAAAGGAUUGCAAGAGUUCUCCCAAUGGAAAAGAAGAUCCUGGAAUUCCGUAUGAUUGGGCGACGGAAUUGAUGAAAGGCUAUGUACCUGGAUUGAUAGAUGCAUCUGGAAAAAUGACGCUUUUUUUCUGUAUUCUCGACGAAGCUAUUACACUGGGAGAUCGUGUGCUUGCCUUCUCACAAUCCUUGUUUACAUUGAAUCUCAUAGAGGACUUUUUAGCACGAAACAGUUUAAAACAUCCGAACGGACAAAUUGACGCCUGGAUCAAGAAUGUGAAUUAUUAUAGACUGGAUGGAAGCACCAGUGCAUUAGAGCGAGAGAAAUUGAUCAAUGAAUUCAACAAUAAUCCAAAGAUACAUUUAUUUCUUGUUUCGACUCGAGCAGGUUCGCUGGGUAUCAACCUUGUCGGUGCAAAUCGCGCGAUCGUAUUCGAUGCUUCUUGGAAUCCUUGCCAUGACACGCAAGCUGUGUGUAGAGUAUACAGAUACGGCCAGCAAAAGCCAUGUUUUGUUUAUCGAUUAGUCACUGAUAAUUGUUUGGAGAGGAAGAUCUACGAUCGACAGAUCAGCAAACAAGGCAUGGCAGAUCGCGUAGUUGAUCAGUGUAAUCCUGAUGCACAUCUUUCACUGAAGGAAGCAACGACAUUAUCAUGGGAUUGGGAGGAAGACAGUCAAGUGCAAGAUUUCUCACAGAUUAAGGAUAGCUACACAGAUGAGGUUAUGCACUGUGUGCUGGAACGGUAUUCUUCUUUACUUACUAAACAACCAUUUCACCACGAAAGCUUACUCGUUGAUCGAAAGGAUAAAAAACUCAGUCAAGCUGAGAAACGACUGGCUCGUCGUGGUUAUGAGCUUGAGAAAAUGGCAGCCAAUUGUUCGAGACCGAGUUAUAAUUAUGUCCCGGGCAAUACAGCCGCGCGAGCAGGCGGAUUACAGAUCAGAGCGAUUCGUGGUGGUGAUGGAGGUACCACACCUAAACCUGUUGCAUCUGUCAGACCGAUGCAACAGCGAGGCGCUGAAGGAUUAGGUCCAAGAGGUGUGACUGGUAGUAGGUGGAUACCAGCGGAAGUGUGGCAAAGGCAAGGAAUGAGCGCCCAAGAGAUGACGUUACCUUUGGAUGUGGUUAUUCCGACCAAUUCUCCGGACAAAGGAAGUAUUGUUCUAAAAGCAGGUCAACGGGUGAUGGUGUUAAAGAGUCCGAAAGGCAUUUACAUGCAGCUCGAGUCUGGCAAAAUUAUAGCGAUUCGCACUGCGCUCAAGUUAAAUCAGCAGAAGCGCGAGGAAGAACCAAAGAAAGGCGUUUCAUCAAUGAUACAGAGAAAUUCCAAGCCCGAGGUUGGCUUUCCUUUGCGAAAUAAUUCUGCCAUUUCUAUAAUACCUAAAUCAUCAUCGAAUAACCAAACCAGCCGACCUCUCAAUAAACCAUCCCCGGGCCCGGGUUACAAGCCAUUUAGCGACAAGGAAAUUUCCAAGAGAUCCAAACCGGUCACUGCGGCCGCUAAACCUUAUCUGAGUCAAGUAAACUUGACUAAUCAAGUUUCUCUGUCGAGGUUAUCGAAAGUUAAGCAAGAACCGGUGGAUCAUUCCACGCUCGGAGACAACUCCAACUCAUCUGAUAGUCAAGUGAGAACUGAGCAACGAGUCGAGGAAGUCAGAUUGGAGGACGUAGUGGCUGAAGUGAGUUCGAAUCCUGAAUACAGUCCAUCUAAUCACACUCGAACCACUAAUUCAGACACGGACACGUCUCUACCGAAAUCUUCCGAGGAAGGCACUCAAGUUUACACGCCUGAUAAUGGUUCUUUAACGCAAAGCAUUCAAACACAACAUGACCAGUCUGAAACGGAAUUGCCGCCAAUCGCUGAUAAACAGUGUUCACUGCCAGAGAAGGAAUCUUCUAAGUCAGAUGAGCUGCCAAACUGUAGUCGGCCUUUCCAUAGUCAAACGGAAAAGCGAGACACUACUAGCGAUGACAUCAUCAUUGAGGAGCCGAUGACGACGCAGAUGACGUCACAGAUGACACCGCAGAUGACAUCGCAAGUAACAUCGCAAGUAACAUCGCAGGCACCAUCGCAAGCACCAUCGCAGGCACCAUCGCAGAUACCAUCGCAAGCGACACCACAAACCACAAUACCGCAGACGCACGCAGCUAUUCCCGGGUCGAUGUCAUCUUUAUUAACACCGCAACCGGUACCGUCGGUUAUGUCAUCAAACAUGCCGAUACCAUCGAACAUGCCGUCCAGUGUACCGGUGCCAUCCAGCAUAUCAUCGAAUAUACCAAUUCCACCGAGUAUGCCAGUACCAUCGAAUAUAUCGGUGCCAUCAAACAUGCCGGUGACGUCGAGCAUGCCGGUGCUAUCAAGCAUGUCGGUACCGUCAAGUAUGCCAAUACCAUCUGCAUCUAUCAGGGGUCCGGAAACACCCAAAAGUAUUGUCGAAUCGCCCAUCGUCGUGUCAUCGACUGCCUCUGUGUGCACGAGCACCAAUAUUACUUCUCCAAAAAGCGCCGAAUCAACUCCGAGCAUGCGGGACAACGUGGUUCAAGGUGAUCCGAUGCCGAGUGUUCCACAAGGUUAUCCCUAUGCUCAGUACCCAAGGUACUACGACUACAGUGAUCCGCGAUCGCGCUCUCUGUCGAAUCCCUACAACACUUACUUUCCCAGCGUUCCACCGCACACAGCAAAUCCCAGCAGCAGACUGCCAGUAGACACGACGAAACCUCAACCGGACUUAGGAAAGCCUAUGGAUGAGAGGAAUGUGAUGAACGUGCCUACAGCUUACUCUCCCCAAGUACCGAGCAUUACUGCCAAAACGCUUACGAGUUCCGCAACGGAAUCUAAAGGGACAGAAACGGCAGCAGUGACUACCACGGUGACCUCUGUCGCCUCUUCGAGUAGAGACGAUACCACUCAUAUACCCACUGCAUUUAGUCAUCCUACCAGCACGCGUUACCCGGGCCCGUAUCCACCGGGUCCGUACGACCCGUAUUCGCAACACUACCCACCGGCGCCUGGUUCCUCCGCAGCCUAUCCUCCAGCUGGAGCACCAGGUUAUCCGGCAUACGGUGGACCGAGCUACAACACGGAUUAUGCACGCAUGUACUCGGCGUUCCAUGGUCCACCACCUCCGACGGAUCCGUACAUGCAUAGAGGAUACGCCCCUCCCUCCUCGCAUCCUUCUAAUUAUUACUCGCCCUUCCCGCAUCCUCCGCCGCCUUAUCCCAACUAUUCUUUUUUGCCGUAUCCAAACCCCAAUAUAUCCAGCGAGCCUCAACCACCUGCUCAGUAGAGAAGCAAGCGCGGCUAAGGCUAACGCUAGAUUUAAGGAUCGCGAAGAAGAAAGAGUCGUCGUGAACCGAAGCCGCGAUUCAGAAGCUUAAUAGACUGAAGCUGUAAACGCAUCGAUGUAAAUAUUUAGUCACAAAUAUUGAGAUAUUAAGGAGACAUGUGAUCGGAGGUUCUUGAAUGCUUUGCGCCAUCGAUAUAUGUAAUGUCGAAAAGGCCGAAUACAGUUGCCGUCAAUAUUGAAACGUGCAAUCUGUCGAAAUAUUCCGAAAUAUUUUAACUGUCAACGCCGUUUUUACAAUGCGUUUGUUUAUUAGUUAAUUACCGAAAAAAAUAUUCCACCCAUCAUGUGGUACAAAUCACUCCUUUGUUUGAUUUUUUAGUCUCAUAAGGACACUGUAAAGCGACAUUUUUUUACAAGUGUUUAGAUUAUGCGAUUUAGAUUGUAAUAUGUUUACGCUAUGACCAACUAAUUGCGUUCCUCGCAAUUUUUUCUACUCUUUGUACUUGCGCGGUGAAUCUUCGCCGGAUUAGCUUUUUGCCAAUAAUCUCUUAAUGUUGAAGCCGAUGAGUUACUGACGCAUAUGACUCUGGGAAGGAGUAAAUUGUACCAUCCGAAUGACUGGAGGAAAAGGAGCGCUGUAUACUAUCGUUUAGCUUCAUCCCAUUACAUUCAUUCAUUUUUAUAUAUCUUAUAAUAGCAAAGAGGGGGAGAAUUAUUGUAAUAGAAGAUUUUUUUUAUUACGAAUAAUCGGUAAUGUUCAUCAUGUGCGUUUACAAUUCUUAAAGCAGAAUUCAAAGAGUCAGAGAUAACAACAUGGCUAAGUUAAGAGAGGUAUAAAGUUAAGAUGAAGAAAAUUAAAGAUGAAAGUUAUAUAAAAAUGUUGAGAGAGAAUUUUCACAUAUACACAUAACUUUUUAAAGACUUGAUUAUGAUAUUAAUCGAUAAUGGUUGUAUCAUCGAUAAUGUCUGUAUGUUUUGCAAGUAAAAUAUUAAUGUUUAAAAUUUAGUUUUAUUUGUAAUUCUUUUUUUCAGAUAGCGUGUUGCUAUCUGAGACUCUUGAUUUUUAAGUAAAAUCUGAAAGACUUCCAUGACAGAUUUUUCACUAACUUGAAAUUUAUUGACUGAUCCCCCUCGGACGAUACGGCAAAAGUAAUGGAUAUUUGCAAAUUGUAUAGGCUAAAAUAUAUUAACAUCAUUGAAGCUAUAUUAUAAAAUGCAAAUGUUCAUUGAAACAUUUACAUUUACAUGAACCUGUAUAAGAAUCUACUGUCCAGUGAGGUACUUUUUCUUCUAUUCUACUACGUAAUGUUAAUGUAUUUUAUGCGAGUAUUAUAGCGAUAUAUUUGAUUGUUACGCGACUCUCUUGACAACUCAGUGAUUCAUCUUGAAAUUGUUUUCUUAAAGAUUCUGAUUUGUAUAAAAUAGAUUCACUAUCACUUCAAAAAGAGGUUGGAAAUCGUUUUUUGUUUCAGUGAUAGAUAUAGUCUUCGAACAGACAGUUUCGGAGAGCAGUGGAUCACGAAGUGUUAAGCUGGUUUGCAUUAUGUAUCACUCUUCCGUAAAUCUGAUUUUUAGAGUAAACAUUAUUGUCUCGUCUCUUUUUCUUGACAAGCGCCGAAACCGAUUGCUAUUCAUCACGGCGUGCGUCACAUCGUGUCUACGUGUCGUCUUUUAACUUUUUCCAGGUAUACAUCACACACACUCACACGCGCGCGCGCGCCACACACACCCAACACAACAUGUACACACACACACACACACAUCACACAAUAUACACGCGCGUACAUACAGUAUUCACCUGGAACAUUUAGUAGCCAGUAAACACAGUCUGCAGCAUCCCUAGCGAGUUGUAUAUGGAUACUACGUAUUAUACUAUUAAACGUUACGAUUUCCGAAAUAGGUAAUCUUACUCUAGUAGAGUGUAGGAUUGUUGUUAUCUAGGAUGUCUUACGAUUAAAAAAAAAAAUGAAAUUUACUAUCUCGGACACAUAGCAUAAAUGUAGGGAGAGCCAUGAUUUUCAGAAGCGACUCUUCAGAGACUCGGAACUGUGAUAUUUUAUUAUAAUCUCGUGCCGAAUUCGCACUGUACGAUGCUCUUGUCCGGUAUCGAAGCCGCCGAUCUUGGUUUUGUGGGAAUUUUCGCGAGAGGAGGCUCAGAAUCUCUCAGGCCGCCUACGCGACGCUUGGUCGAAAUUGUUGCAUUUACUUUAGUGUAAGUCAAUCUAGUGCACGAGAUGGUCAAUCCAUUUUUCCAAGUGGGACACAGAGGCGCGCACGGGUCUAUCAUGGUACUCCCUGUAAAAUAUAAAUAAUACGGAUCAGUGGUAUUCAAUCCUUCCUAAUAGCAUAAUUCUCUUCUUUGAGGAAAAAAAGGCAUAUUUUUUUAGAUCUUCGAUUCUCUGUCACGUUUUUAUUCUUUCGAAAUCGCUUUGUUACGUAAGGAAUUAUUGUAGAAACCUUUUUUUUUGUAUCUUCUCAUAUUUUAUAUUAUUGUUCAAAGUUGCACUUAUGAAUAAAAUUUUUUUGUCUUUUAUUUUGAAAACACUUUGCAUACAAAAUGAUUUUAGCAAUCAAAUUUUUCUAAAACGCAGAUUGUUUAAACGUUCUUCCGAGAGUACUCCAGGUUGAAUAUCUCUGAUUAUAGACGAAUUAUUCUAAUGAGAUAGACGUUUACGCUGGAUAUAUAAUUAGUAAUACUGUGUCUUCGCGUCGGAUCUCCAUGCCGCCUGUUUACCGCGCGCGGGAGACGCGAUAUAGGUUCUAAGUGUACAGAUGUUACGUUUAGUGUAACGUUCGAAUAAGCUGUGCAAUCUUUCACGAACAGGCGACAGGAAAUCCGUCGUGUAAAAUGCGCGCGAGAUGCGAGCCGUCCGUUCUGAAAGCGAUGCAGAGUUUAAUUGCAAAAUAUAACAUUCACAUCCCGCGUUUAGUGCCAAAUGUAACUGUUGAGUUUUGUUUUAUGUAACAUAAAGAUUGUACAUGAUGUUACCGUAGGCUGAGAAUUAUAUGACUGCGUUUAGUGCUAAAUGCGGUAGCCCAAUUUCAAGUUUUAUUCGUGCAUUUUUUGAAAAUUGCAUUUUAUGCUAUCAUUAAAUACUAUCGAGAAUUUUAUGCGUUAUUACUUAGCACUGCGUCUUGAUACUCUCUCAUAAUAUUUAACGAUUUAAAUGCGAUGAUACGGAUAGAAGUGAGUGUAUGGGCUAAUGAAUUUAAUUAAGAUGUGAAUGUAAAGUGGUAGGUGCAUUUUAGUGAAACUUUCAGGAUUAACUGACAUCAUUCUCAGGACAAGCGGCUCAUAUAUUUGCGGAAGAACAACAAUUAUUUCGUCUCUGUUAUAGCUUUUUUGCCAUUUACGUACUUGUAAAUACCCAUUUAUAUAUAUUUCAUACUUUAUUUAUUAUUAUACAUUAGAGCCAUUAUUAUCGCUUUUUUUGAUGUCAAAUUAAUUGCCUUUAUGUAAAAUAAAUUGUUUACACAGAUGA
Linepithema humile (Argentine ant) is the source of this 13731-nucleotide messenger RNA. RefSeq lists its product as uncharacterized. NCBI's taxonomy places the organism in Eukaryota, Metazoa, Arthropoda, Insecta, Hymenoptera, Formicidae. Gene Ontology annotation, cellular component: nucleus. The record is from RefSeq and is a predicted model, not a curated record. Gene Ontology annotation, molecular function: ATP binding; ATP hydrolysis activity; ATP-dependent chromatin remodeler activity.